Molecule: messenger RNA, 5076 nt
Organism: Chara braunii
Lineage: Eukaryota; Viridiplantae; Streptophyta; Charophyceae; Charales; Characeae
Source: the annotation of a GenBank genome assembly
GCGCCAGGGAGCUAUGUGGUGACAUACGGGAUGUAUGCUGGAUGAUGAGAGCUCGCUGAUGUGGCAUAUUAAGCCGAGGCGGAACUGCAUUCUGCUGUUGGUUGUGCCGAGGCAAAGACCGGUCAUCAAAAUUGCACAUCAGGUUGCCAGUGAGAAAUCUGUGGUUGGGGACAGCAUUAUGAGGUGGCAUGACCCGCAAGGGGCUCAGAAGGCCACCGAUGCUAUCAACAGUUUUUGUUCCCACAGGUUCAAGAAUGUUAGAGAGCUAACGGACACAGUAGAACGUUUACUCGUGGUACCUGGUGUGCGCUUUGACCAGCAGGUUCUCAUAACGGAUUACCUAAGGUGCCUACCUGCAGAGGUAAGGACCAAGCUGGUUGAUGAGGCUUAUGUCGAACAGCACACCUUCGCUACUUUUAGUAAGAAAGCUCUGGACAUAGAGGCAAAGCUGGGAUCUGCGCAUCAGCUAGCUCAUGAUUAUAGAAAGAGACUUCCCCAGGACUGGAAGAAGAAGGGUCAGUUGAUGUUCGUUGACCAUGGUGGUCAAACGACGGAGAUUGACAAUUUCCCAGACCUUGGGGAGGUGACAGAGCACGAUGGGGCUAGUGAGACUUCGGAUGGGGGAGUCGUGGCACCCAUGAAGGAAAAGGCUAAGGGGACCGGGAAGAAGAAGGUAGUACGGUCCACGGUGCCACGUCAGCAACAGUGCCACGUCAGCAGUGCCACGUCAGCAACAGUGCCACGUAAGAAGUGCCACGUCAGCAACAGUGCCACGUCAGCAGUGCCACAGUGCCACGUCAGCAGUGCCACAGUGCCACGUCAGCAGUGCCCCGCCACCAUGACGGGCUCAACUCUGGGCAUGCCAGGCCAACUGGCCAACGAGUCCAUUGCCGAGUACAAACAGCGGCUCCAGACUCAGCUCGCACUGAUCACGGCUGAGGAACAGCGCCAGGUGGCAGCCGAGGUUGUCCACCUACAGGCUGAAGCGGCGGCAACAGCUGAGAAGCGGCGGCUCCAGGCCGAAGCAGACGCAGAUACCCAGGCACGCUGCAAGGAAGCCGAGGAUCUGCUACAGCGGCAUGAAGCCACCAACAUCGAAAAACUCAAGUUUUGGCACUUUGAACAAUCAGAGGAGCACGACGACGCGACACCGGAGGAACAGCACAAGGAAUUCAUGGCCAAACUCGUGACUCGGUUGGUUUACACUUGUAACCACCUGCAGUCCGAGCUGGCGAACCUUCAGUGGGCCGUGCGGAACCACAAGGCUCAACACGAGGAUGCAGCACGGGCACUUGACUCCCGUGUACAGGACUUGGAGCAAACUGCACCAAGACCGGAGGCAGCACAAAGCGGUUAUCGGGUAGCUGAAAAUUCAGGAAGGAAAAUUAUGAACGCCAGCCAGCAGCUGGACACACUGAAGACCGAGAUCAGGCAGCGACAACAGUCGUCUGACCUCGAUCGCAGCACCAACACGGCAAAGCAUUACAAGAUGCCGACGUUCCGGAUCGAGAAGUUUGAUGAUUACACACAUCAAGAUCCGGUCGUCUGGUGGCAAGGAUUCACAAUAGAGUUGGGGAUUCAUGAGGUCCCUGAACAUCUGUUCAUCGACGCACUGUUCCUUAACGCCAAGGGAGGAUGCCAGAUCUGGCUCAGCCAUAUGGCAACCGUCCACGGCGUCCAGGUCUUCGACCUACACAAGGUCUCUUGGGAGGAUCUGACAAAAGAAUGGAAGAAGCGGUUCAUCGUUGACGACGCCCCGACGCUCGCCAUCAACCGCAUCUUCACGAUGGCUCAAGGAAACACAGCGACACGUGAUUGGCUCACGGAUUGGCAGAAGAUCGUGGCGACACCCGAUCUGGACUUGCCAUUUUUGCAUCUGCGUCGGGAGUUCUACAACCGGUCAUGCGCCGCUUUGAGCCUCGCGCUUGGUGAUCGUGAGCAGUACAACACCUUCGCCGAAAUCAUCAACAAGGCGAGGGAGAUCAUCAAGACAAACAGGGCGACUGCACACGAGAAGUCAACGUGGCAGCCAACCUAUGUGGAGAAGGUGAGAACUGGUCCGCGACCGCAGCAUGUCGCUGCAGUCCAAACGGACAACAUUGUGGAAGACCCGACAACCACCCAAGCAUCACGUGAGGGAGAUCAGGUGGUUGCUGUCCAACCGCGAAGCAACAACAAGUCCCGAGGAAACGUGAAGGCGAAAACCGCAUCGCCCGCCGGAAACGGACAGCCAACACCAUGGGUCAAGUUUCACUUGACUGAGGCGGAAUACAAGUGGUGUGACCGCCACGGCUGCUGCUAUUGGUGCAACGACACCAAUCACAAAACCUCCCAAUGCCCGGAUCAAGGCAAGGAGGAUGUUCGGCCUCUACCAACUCCGUUGAUGGACGCCGGAGUAGAGGUUGUCGACCUUCACAAUUACAUUGCGAAGAUCGACCACGAGUUCAGAACACAACGCUGCCACGUGGUGUCCGCCGCAAGCAUGCGAGCUUCCAUCAUCAGAGACGACAUCGAGGAGAUGGGGGUGUGUUUUCUCCACAUGACGCUUCAUCGACGGACUCAUCUUCGGACCCACGCAUCAUCGAACUUCUCGACGCCUACGGCGACGUGUUCGCCGCACGGAGUAAUACCAGAUCGGCCCAUCCGCCACGAGAUCAUCCUCAAGGACGGGGCUGUACCUCUGCGUGGUUGCAUCUACCGAAUGAGCGAGGAAGAGUUAAGUGUGCUGCGGGCACAACUCGACGACCUUCUGGAGAACGGCUGGAUUCGGCGUAACUCAUCGCCAUACGGUGCCCCCGUUCUCUUCGUCCGGAAGAAGAACAAGGAUUUGUGGUUGUGCAUCGAUUAUCGCAAGCUCAACGCGCAAACGAUCAGAAACGCCGACCCUCUUCCACGCAUCGACGACCUUCUCGAAAGGCUGGACGGCGCCAAGUUCUUCUCCAAGCUUGACCUCAAGUCGGGAUAUCACCAACUCGAGAUUCGGCAGGAGGACUGCUACAAGACCGCGUUUAAGACGCGAUAUGGGCAUUUUGAAUGGCUGGUUAUGCCGUUUGGCCUUACGAAUGCCCCGACCACUUCCCAAGCGGCUAUGACAACGGAGUUCCGACACAUGUUAGAUCGAUUCGUACUUAUCUACCUCGACGACAUCCUGGUGUACAACCGGAGUUUGGACGAGCAUGUGGAACACCUACGCACCGUUUUGGAGCGGCUACGACAAGCCAAGUACAAAGCCAACCGCGACAAAUGCGAAUUUGCACAGCAGGAGCCGGAGUACCUGGGAUAUUAUGUGACGCCGCAAGGCAUUCGUCCAGGCAAAGCCUGCGGAUACCCCUCCACGUUCGAGGUCCCUGCGUCGUCGACUGUCGAGUCCACCCAUACGUCUCAUGCCGACGCAGACGCUGAGGAACUCACACGGUUCACGGCAGACUUAGAGCCGGCCGUUCGCGACCUGAUUCGAGAGUACUGCGACAUCUUUCCCCCGUAUUUCUCAUACAACGGGAUUCCCCCGAUGCGCGGUGUUGAGCAUUCUAUCCAGCUCGUGCCUUACUAUCGUGUUCACCAUCAGGCACCGUACCGACUCUCGAUUCCAGAGGCGACGGAACUCAAGCGUCAGCUUGAGGAGCUCCUUCGACUGGGAUUCAUUAAACCCAGUAAUUCCCCUUGGGGUGCACCUGUCCUCUUUGCUCGCAAAGCGGACAGAACUCUCCGCCUCUGCAUCGACUACCGCGGCUUUAACCGUUACACGGUUAAGAACAACUAUCCCAUGCCCCGUGCGGAUGAGCUGUUUGACCGUCUGGCAGGCAACCGCUUCUUCACGAAGAUCGAUCUUCGUAGUGGUUUCCACCAGAUCCGCGUUGCCGCAGAGGAUCAACUGAAGACCGCCUUUCGGUCGCGCUUCGACCAUUACGAGUUCACGGUGAUGCCAUUCAGCCUCACCAAUGCACCCGCCACCUUCCAGACGGCGAUGAAUGACAUCUUCAGGGACAUCCUUGAAGAAUACGUUCUCGUAUACCUGGACGACAUCUUGGUCUACAGUCGUACCUUAGAAGACCAUAUCAGACACCUCCGCGAUGUCCUACAGCGCUUACGCAAGCAUGACUUCUAUGCCAAGCUCAGUAAGUGCCGCUUUGCCCAACGCAAAGUGGACUUCCUAGGACACCAUGUGUCUGACCAGGGUCUCCACAUGGACGACGCGAAGAUCACUGCUAUUGCAGAUUUCACCACUCAGCCCAUCAAGGGUGAAACGAACUGCGUCGCUGAUGCCUUGUCCUGCCGUCCUGACCACAAUCAGGAACCCAUCCAUCUUGCUGCCAUCUCCGUCACCACUGUUGAUCAGUCGGUGAACAACGCAUAUUGCACCCAGUACCGUCACUGCCUGGAUUAUCGCAUCAUCCACGCGACACUGCAGAGUGGCAAGACCGUUCCCUCAUACUCCCUCGGUGAGAACGGUCUCGUGUACUGGCAUGGCAGAUCUGGUCAGCUCGAACCACGUAUCUGCGUUCCCUUCACCGGACAGCUCCGCGUCCAGGCUGUAGCAGAGUUCCAUGACCAGGCAAUUGCCGGUCAUAUGGGCUUCCACAAGACGUUAGCUCGUGUUUGCCGCCUAUACAUCUGGCCGAAGUCCAAGGACUUCGUCAAAACCUACAUCCAGGAGUGUCCUACCUGUCAGGAGGUGACCAGUGCGAACCACCUCCCGUAUGGGUUACUUCAGCCCUUACCCAUACCCGAGGGUCGUUGGCAGUCCAUCUUGAUGGAUUUCAUUGGUCCCCUCCACCCACCCACUGAGCGCGGUCAUGAUGCUAUCUUGGUUGUCAUCGAUCGCUUCACGAAGCGUGCACGUUUUGUCCCGUGCUCCUAUCGCAUUAGCGCUCUUGAGGUCGCCGAUAUCGUCUUCGACCGAGUCGUGAGAGAUCAUGGCUUACCUCAGAGCAUCAUCUCCGACCAUGUCCCACACUUUACCAGCACAUUCUGGCGACGCCUACACGAGGUGUACGGAUCUUAGCUCCGCUUCUCAUCGUCUUUCCACCCUCAGACGGAUGGUCAGACUGAGGUCACCAAUAAAACUCUCGGUAAUAU